Penicillium olsonii is the source of this 648-nucleotide messenger RNA. The record is from the annotation of a GenBank genome assembly. Lineage: Eukaryota; Fungi; Ascomycota; Eurotiomycetes; Eurotiales; Aspergillaceae.
AUGUCGUAUUACGGUGGACCCCCGCAGAACCAGUACGGUGGUGCUGGCUACUAUGACCAACAGGGCCAAGGCCAUUACCCCCAGCAGGGCCAUUCUCCUCAACCCCAACAAGGCUACUAUCCCCCAGACGUGAGUGUCCUCAUACAGCGCCGGAGUAUUGCGCCACAGCCAAACCCUCACUUCCGGCAUUCGCAUCGGGUGCAUAUAUACAUUACUGACUGGUCUAAUCUGCAGGGCCAACAAGGUUACGGUCAGCCUCAGUAUGGACAAGGACCUCCGCAUGGUGACCAGAGCCAUGGCUACGGACAACCGCAACAGCAUGGUCAAUACCAACAGCAGGGCCAGUACCAGCCUGGUCCGGAAUAUGGUCAACCCCCCCAGGACCGUGGCCACUCCCCAUACCCUCCUCCACAGCAACACCAGGGAGGUGGUGAAAGCUCGUCGUACUACGGCGGAGCACCGGCACAGCACCAGCAGGGCCCGCCUGGCGCCGCAGGACCAGAGGGCGAGAGGGGACUGGGAUCGACACUGCUCGGUGGUGCUGCCGGUGGCUUCAUGGGGAACAAGCUAGGCCAUGGCAUGCUUGGUACCGCGGGAGGCGCUGUCUUAGGCGCUGUUGGCAUGAACAUGGCAACGAACAAGCUGUAA